Messenger RNA from Dibothriocephalus latus, 303 nucleotides. The record is from the annotation of a GenBank genome assembly. NCBI's taxonomy places the organism in Eukaryota, Metazoa, Platyhelminthes, Cestoda, Diphyllobothriidea, Diphyllobothriidae.
AUGGAGAAUCCACCGCCGGAGUUGUUCUUGUAUGUUUACGAUGAACUAGCCGAGUCACGAGUCCGUCUCCGACGAAAGGAUUAUGAGACCUUCCUUCUUAAAUGGGGCGUAGACGCAAAAAAGGCAGAGGAACUCCCUCAGGAAAUCCUAAAACGCAUUGAACCUAUCUACGGAAAGGGUUGGACUAUAUACGUUACGGAUGGUCGCGUUUGGGCAAUGCAGGUACAUCAACCCGGAUCUAAUCUCGUAUUUGCCUACAAGGGUAACGUUUAUGGUCUUUAUCAAUGCCCGGUUGGAAAAUAA